AUUAGAGUCAAUCAAAUACCAAAUGAAUCCAGAGUUAUUAAUUCACAAUUUAAUACAAUUAGAUAGGGAUUAAAGUGAAACAAAACAUACAAGUUAGAAAUACCGAUUAUUUUGUAUACCGAAGUUACUGGUAGUGAUGUUCCUUUUUAUCGAUUGUAUCGAUAUUAGUCGAUAAAAAAAGAUAUGAUAGUCACUCAUACAAGACUCGAUAUUAGUCAAAAGAUAUCGUUUGGUUUCUACAUGCUUAUUUUUUUCAUUUUACGUGCUUUUUACCUUAAAUUCUUACAAUAAAUUAUUGUUAGUCCAUUUAAAUGAUGCCAAAGCGUUCAAAAGUGUGGGAUUUUUAUGAUAAACAGCCAGAUUCAGGGGUAUGCAAAAUAUGUAAGUCAAAAGUGAAAAGAAGUGGAAAUACCUCAAAUUUACACAGUCAUUUGAGAAACUCACAUGAGUUAUUGUAUGCUGAGAAAUUUGACAAACUGGACACUACCGAUCAAACUGAUAUUGCUACCAGCUUUAAAAAUAUUCAAUCGGUAAAAAGUGGUCACUUUAAAGAGCAAAUCGAUAUGGCUUUGUUUUGGUGGAUUAUUUCUGACUGCAGACCAUUCAAAAUUGUUGAAAGUGCUGAAUUCGUGUCAUUUAUCAAGUCCUUAAACAGCCAAUAUGUGCUACCUAAGAGAAAAGCUGUAACAUCUAAUAUAUUGCGGUUAUAUAAAACCAAAAAAGAACUGGUUGUAACACAUCUAAAAACAAUAGAAAUGUUUAGUCUAACAAGUGAUAUAUGGACCGACCAAAUGAAUUCAAGAUCUUACAUUGGUUUAACCCUACACUACCUUGAUGGAUAUGAACAAAAAAGUAUUUGUAUUGGUGCUAGAAAUUUUGACGAGUCUCACACUGCCAUCAAUAUUGCUGACAUUAUUACAUCAAUCUUGUCUGAUUAUGAUAUACCAAUGGAAAAAGUAAUAUCCUUCACAACAGAUUCAGCUUCCAACAUGAUUGCAGCAGUGAAUCACUUAUCUAUUCCUCAUGUUAAAUGUGUUGCACAUAGAAUAAAUCUCCUGGUAUUGGAUUCAAUGGAAGAAAGUGAAAGUUUACAGUUAACUAGUAAAGUGAAAAAUAUUGUUACUUUUUUUAAGCAAUCUAAUCUUGCAAAUAAUAUGUUACGUGAAGAACAAAUUAAAGACAGUGUUGAACCAUUGAAACUCAAGCAAGACUGUUGUACCAGAUGGAACUCUACUUUUUUUAUGUUGGAGCGAUAUUUAUUUUUGCGUAAUUAUGUAUCAAUAGCUUUACGUAAGCUUAACAGAGAAGAUUUGGAUAUUAAUUACGAUGAAAUUGAAAUACUCAAUGAUAUGGUCAAGUGCCUUAACCAUUUUUAUAAAAUGACUAAUGAUAUAAUGGGAGAGAAAUAUAUUACUAUUUCACGAGUGAUUCCUUUGGUUACUGGUGUUAAUUUUGUGUUGGAAAAAACUCAUUGUAAAACAGAACGAGGUUUGAAACUAAAAGCAGCAUUGCAAGACAAUUUGGAGAAAAGAUUUGGAAUGGUCGAGAAAAACGAAAUAUUUGCUUUUUCUACUCUUCUUGAUCCCCGAUUUAAAAAAAUAGAUUUUCGUUCACCAUUGAACUGCUCUCAUGCUGUAACUAAGCUUAAUGAAAAAUUGCGAGUUGUUCCACUUACUCAAGAAAUACAACAACCAGUAGAUGUUGAAGAUUUGUGGAGUUAUCAUGAAAGUAGAGUGAGAAGUUUAUGUGAUGCAAGUUAUGGACUGAAUUCUGGUUUGAAACACUAUUUUGAGCUAGUCAAUUUAGCUAUCGAUGAUAACCCUUUGAAUUUUUGGAAAAAUAAUAAAGGCAAUUGGCAUCAUUUGCACAACUUAGCAUUAAAAUAUUUGAAUAUUCCAGCUACUUCAGUUCCAUGCGAACGCUUAUUUUCCAAGACAGGUUCAAUAAUUAGUGAAAAAAGAAAUAGAAUAAAACCUGAACUUGUUGAUGCCCUUUGUUUUCUUGAAUCACUGCCUAUUAUGUUUCGUUAA
Tetranychus urticae (two-spotted spider mite) is the source of this 2030-nucleotide messenger RNA. NCBI's taxonomy places the organism in Eukaryota, Metazoa, Arthropoda, Arachnida, Trombidiformes, Tetranychidae. The record is from RefSeq and is a predicted model, not a curated record.